AUGGCGAGAAGUACUACGGAGUACACGAGCACUGUGGAGAAGAAGCCGACGAGUGAAAGUGGGGCGUCUCCGAGGGUGCCGCUGCACUUUGCCGUCCACAAGCCUGGCUGCCACGUGGAGAGCUGCUGCGGCGUCUGCAACCUGUUUCCAGGGGUGCUGCUGAUAGCUUUCGGCCAGGCACUGGCGGGUUCCGUGCUUCUAACGCUGAUAUUGACGCACGGGAGGCAGUACGACGUGAUGCACCAAACGCCCGAUACCCAGAGCAAG
Messenger RNA from Iphiclides podalirius (scarce swallowtail), 267 nucleotides. NCBI's taxonomy places the organism in Eukaryota, Metazoa, Arthropoda, Insecta, Lepidoptera, Papilionidae. The record is from the annotation of a GenBank genome assembly.